GCAGAUUAUCCAGGUAGAAUCAGGAGAGGUGGAUCGUAUUUCGCAGAGAAUCAAUGACUUUCUUUAUCAGUCGUCCACGUGAGCCAUCGCUGACAGGCUGCUCAGUUCCUGUGUUUGGGAAUAAAGUGACAGAAAAGGUUAUUUCUAGUUAAACCCUUUCCCACAAUUGUCAAAGGCCACCCUGGGGCGGACCUGAAAUGUAAUAUCAAUGGUCGGUGAAAACAGGAAACUGCAGUGAAGCUUCUCUGACUCCGUCUCAUCAUUAAACAUGGAUUUUGGAGUAGGGGUAACACUGUUUCUGGUUUUCUGUACCUCCUGCCUUAUUUAUCUGGUUACCUGGAUAAGAAACAGUAAGAAAAAUGGGAUGCCCCCUGGACCGAUCUCUCUUCCUCUCAUUGGGAACCUCCUACAGCUAAAUUUAGAAGAACUACCCGAGCAUUUCACGCAGCUCGCCAAGACUCACGGAACUGUGUUCACUGUACAUUUGGGGACCACGCCAGCUGUUGUCCUGUUUGGAUAUGAUACCAUCAAAGAGGCACUUAUAGACAAUGCAGAUGUGUUCAGUUACCGUGCAAAAUUUCCUGCCCUGGAACUUGUGUUCAAAAACAACGGAGUCUUACUCAGUAACGGGGAAAAAUGGAAACAACUGCGACGUUUCUCUAUUAGUACUCUGAGGAAUUUUGGCAUGGGAAAGAAAAGCAUAGAGGAGAGGAUUCAGGAGGAAGCUCACUUUCUAGGAGAGGAAUUCAAAAAGCAAAAUGGUUCGCCGUUUGACCCUUCGAAUCUCCUUAGUUUGGCAGUUGGCAACGUAAUCUGCUCGGUUGUGUUUGGGCAGCGUUUUGAAUACGAAGAUCAGAAGUUUUUGAAACUCCUCAGAAUGAUGACAAAAAUCUUAGAAAUUCUGAACUCGCAUAUGGGGCUGCUACUUAACACCUUUCCCAAAUUGUUCUAUCGGAUCCCCGGGUCCCACCAGCAAAUGUUUAGAAUGUUUUCCAAGCUUCAUGAUUUCAUGAUGGAGAAAGUGAAGGAACAUCAGGAAACACUGGAUGAAAACAACCCCAGGGAUUUUAUUGAUUGUUACUUGAUAAAGAUGGCGCAGGAAAAGGACAAACCUAACACGGAAUUCAAUCGUGAAAAUUUGUUUGCUACCAUUUCAAAUUUGUUCUUUGGUGGAACAGAAACCAUAACAAUGACUCUCAGACAUAGUUUGCGUAUAUUUCUGAAGUACCCAGACAUUUCAAGGAAAAUCCAGGAAGAGAUUGACCUGGUGGUCGGCUUGAGCCGAAGUCCUUCUGUUGAAGACCGUAUCAAGAUGCCCUACACAGAUGCUGUAUUCCAUGAGAUACAGAGAUUUGCUGAUAUAGUUCCCCUAAAUCUUCCACACACUGUCAACCGAACUACCAAAUUCCGAGGUCAUAGUAUCCCACAGGGUACCAUGGUUUUUCCUAUGCUUUCCUCUGCUUUAAAAGAUCCCAAAUAUUUUCGGAACCCAGAAAAGUUUGACCCUGGUCAUUUCCUUGAUGAUAACGGUUGUUUCAAAAAGAAUGAAGCCUUUAUCCCAUUCUCUGCAGGCAAGAGGAUCUGCCCCGGUGAAGGUCUGGCAAAGAUGGAGAUCUUUCUGAUCAUAUCUUCCAUAUUGCAGAAAUUCAACCUAAAAUGUAAUAUGGACCCUUCAAAUAUUGACAUCAGUCCUCAACCGGGUAAUAAUGGCUCGAUCUGCCGCCCAUAUCAGCUGACCUUCAUGUCUCGCUAACAGAGCCUCCAACAAUGACCUCAAAAUCCUUAUCCAUCAUGUAUUUGGAUAUAAGAAACUCUACUUUUCAAACCAUGAGCCUUGCUAUAUAAGCAAGAUGAAUAUAUUAAU
Messenger RNA from Pelobates fuscus (common spadefoot toad), 1864 nucleotides. RefSeq names its product cytochrome P450 2G1-like. Gene Ontology annotation, molecular function: iron ion binding; arachidonate epoxygenase activity; oxidoreductase activity, acting on paired donors, with incorporation or reduction of molecular oxygen, reduced flavin or flavoprotein as one donor, and incorporation of one atom of oxygen. Lineage: Eukaryota; Metazoa; Chordata; Amphibia; Anura; Pelobatidae. Gene Ontology annotation, cellular component: cytoplasm; intracellular membrane-bounded organelle. The transcript is spliced from 10 exons. The coding region runs from base 269 to 1753 and encodes 494 amino acids. The record is from RefSeq and is a predicted model, not a curated record. Gene Ontology annotation, biological process: epoxygenase P450 pathway; xenobiotic metabolic process.